UCGCUGGGGUAACUUGCCACACACACUCGUCUCACGUCUCUGGGAAAUGUUUCGGACUAGACUUGGUGUGUUUUUUCCAUCUGUUUUGUAUUUAUAUCCUCCAAUGAUAUCGCAUACUCAUCCACAAUGCACAUAAACAGCGCUCGGGAGAAGAGGGUCCACUGGGAUGAGAGUAUCACCGACAACACAGAUAGAAGCCACCCACCCAACAGCCCACCCGAUCCGCCUGAGAGGAAGAAACGGAGGUCAAGGCCGACAGUAUUAAAAGAUUUUCAAACGGCCAAAGAAAAAGUUGUUGAACUUAUUUACGAAACCAGAUGUUUACAACGUCAAUGUUACCAGCUGACUGCAGACUUUUCCAAACUUGAAGACGAUUUCACUAUAAUACAAAAAGCUUCUUCUCAGAUAAAAGAACUCCUCAGAAAGGGCGAGCCACCAUUCACACGCAAGUCGCUGUUUAAUGUGGACGGAGUUAUCUCCCGUGUAUUGUACCCGGGAGAGAAGCUCGUGCUCGAUGUUGCGGAACCUCUCGUGGCCGAUAGGGGUAGACCACAUCAGGAAAUACUUUAUUACUGAAAGUCACUUCUCACAGAGACCUCAGAAAAUAAACUUGUCAUAAUCUA
Molecule: messenger RNA, 623 nt
Organism: Haliotis rufescens (red abalone)
Lineage: Eukaryota; Metazoa; Mollusca; Gastropoda; Lepetellida; Haliotidae
Exons: 2
Coding region: 127-576 (149 amino acids)
Source: RefSeq, a predicted model, not a curated record